Lutzomyia longipalpis is the source of this 1916-nucleotide messenger RNA. RefSeq names its product repressor of RNA polymerase III transcription MAF1 homolog (gene Maf1). Bases 989 to 1678 code for a protein of 229 amino acids. The transcript has 3 exons. The record is from RefSeq and is a predicted model, not a curated record. Gene Ontology annotation, cellular component: nucleus. Gene Ontology annotation, biological process: negative regulation of transcription by RNA polymerase III. Gene Ontology annotation, molecular function: RNA polymerase III core binding. Lineage: Eukaryota; Metazoa; Arthropoda; Insecta; Diptera; Psychodidae.
GACAACAGCGCUCCAAUCUGUACAAGUGUUGACAUUUAGAGAAAAAUAUCACACAAAGAAAUACGCAAAAGUGAAAAUAUUUUGUUGGAAAAAAUUUCCCAUUUUGCCGUGAAAAUCCAAAUCAUUCCAAGUUAUUUGCAGCCGCAGCCAGUGCUCGAGUGUUACGCGAUUGAUUUGAAACAACCAGAGAAAAUGUCUAAUUACGAUAAAUUCUCAGAUUCUGAACAUUUAUAGCUGUGCUAUUUAUUCCGUGCCCUCCAUUUGUGCGCUCUUUUACCGUUUUGCGGUGCAUUUUUGCCCCCUUCCGUCGAAGGCUCGUCGCCCCCCAAAACAUCAAGGACUUUUUCUUCGCAAAAUCUGCGAGAACUCUGUGAAGGUCAAGGACAUUGGUGUGUGUUUCGUGUGUGUGUGAAGGACUCUCUUGAGAAGCGCCCCCCUGCAAGAGUACUGUGAAGGAGGGAAAGAGAGAAAGAUUAAUUUGGGUGUUGGGACUUUGUGUGCUCGGUGUUGUGCUGUAAUGAGCCCCAAAUUGACCAAAUUGCGAGAGAAUAAGCGCCAGAACGACAAUUUUAUUCACAUAGCAUCGAUUAGGAAGAGACUUUGCAUACAUCCGGCCACGAUGUUUAGAAAUUUGCCCACAAUCCCCCAACCAGGAGUUGCCGCCAGCCUGCCGAAGAAGCAAUUUCUGCCCUCGAGUGCGAGAUUCCCGGUUUGCUAUUAAAUCAACAAGAGAAAACCACUCCUUAACGGCGAUAUAUUGACUCCUUUGCUACCAAAAGAAAAGGGUGUCCUUAUAUUAGAGGUUUAGUGGUUUUUAAAGUGUGUCCGUUGAAAAAAUAUUGCAUCGUUAACGAGUUUGCGAAAAAGGUCGUAUUGUUCAAAGAAAAUAAAAAAAUAAAUCACAAAAAAGCAAAAAUAAAAGAAAAAGCUCAUUAAAUUCACUGCAAAAGCUCAAAAGAAAAAAGGGAAAGUCAGAAGGGCAGAAAAGAUGAAGUUGCUGGAGAGUUCACGCUUCGAGGCGAUCAACAAUGCGCUGUCCAUCAAGAAGGGUGACAGCACCAUUGUGGGGCGCAUUGAGAGCUACUCGUGCAAAAUGGUGAGUGCCGAUAAGGCACUCUACAAGCGCUUCACGUCCGAGCAGGCUGAUCUGCAGGCAUUGUCGCCCCCGCAGACACUCAUGGAUCUCUCGCCGGCCUUCAGUCGUGGCGGCGGUAGCAUGUCCGGCGAUGAGGGGGUCAUUCUCUGCGACACAAUCUCGCGGAAGACCCUCUUCUACCUCAUUGCCACCCUCAAUGCUGCUUUUGAGCCCGACUAUGAUUUCUCCGACGCUAAGAGCCAUGAAUUCAGCAAGGAGCCAUCCCUACAGUGGGUAAUGAAUUCCGUGGAGGCCAAUUUGUCGGCCGUAGCUGGUGAGCAAUAUCACGGUCUCCGUUCGGCUCUCUGGUCCGCCGUGGACGAUGAGAUCAGCCUAAUGGAUUGCGAUAUCUACAGCUACAAUCCGGAUUUGAAUUCUGACCCAUACGGGGAGCCCGGAUGUCUCUGGUCCUUUAACUAUUUCUUCUACAACAAGAAGCUCAAGCGCAUUGUUUUCUUCACAUGCCGUGCAAUGAAUGAAUUCUGCGUUAGGGAGUCUGGGACUUCAAGUGACAUCGCAAUGGAGGAUGAUGAUUACUACUAAAAAUGAAGAAAGGAAUCAUCGUGACGUGAUGGAAUUUGUUUAUUUUUUUUUCUGCAACUUAACAAUUUUUAACACAUUUUUCUUUCCUUUAAAAUUUCUCUCCUCGUGAGAAUUUCUUUUUCUAUAAUAGUUCUUAAGAUUUCCCACAAUUGCAAAAUUGAGGAUAAAUUGUCCUCCAGAAGUUUUUUUCUUUACAAUGUGAAUGUGAAUUAAUUUGAACAAUAUAAUCUUCUUCCCU